Messenger RNA from Suricata suricatta (meerkat), 5285 nucleotides. It is a transcript of the gene AMMECR1, whose product is annotated as Alport syndrome, mental retardation, midface hypoplasia and elliptocytosis chromosomal region gene 1. The transcript has 6 exons. NCBI's taxonomy places the organism in Eukaryota, Metazoa, Chordata, Mammalia, Carnivora, Herpestidae. The record is from RefSeq and is a predicted model, not a curated record. The coding region runs from base 23 to 1024 and encodes 333 amino acids. Gene Ontology annotation, cellular component: nucleus.
GCGUGGGGGAGACUGUUCCAAGAUGGCGGCGGGUUGCUGCGGGGUGAAGAAGCAGAAACUGUCCAGUUCGCCCCCCUCUGGCUCGGGUGGCGGUGGUGGCGCCUCCUCCUCCUCCCACUGCAGCGGAGAGAGCCAGUGCCGAGCUGGGGAGCUGGGACUAGGAGGCGCCGGCACGCGGCUCAACGGGCUGGGAGGUCUAGCUGGAGGAGGUAGCGGCAGCGGCUGUACCCUCUCUCCCCCCCAGGGCUGCGGCGGCGGCGGCGGGGGCAUUUCCCUGUCGCCACCUCCGAGCUGCGGAGUGGGGACCCUACUUUCUACCCCGGCCGCCGCCACCUCUUCCUCGCCCUCCUUGUCGUCCGCCGCCUCGUCCUCAUCGUCCGGCUCCCGGAAGAUGGUGGUGUCAGCGGAGAUGUGCUGCUUUUGCUUCGAUGUGCUCUACUGUCACCUGUACGGAUACCAGCAGCCCCGGACCCCCCGGUUCACCAACGAGCCCUACCCACUGUUUGUAACGUGGAAGAUUGGUCGAGACAAAAGAUUGCGUGGAUGCAUAGGUACUUUUUCUGCCAUGAAUUUGCAUUCAGGACUCAGGGAGUACACACUUACCAGUGCCCUUAAAGAUAGCCGUUUUCCCCCAAUGACAAGGGACGAGUUACCACGGCUGUUCUGCUCAGUGUCUCUGCUCACUAACUUUGAAGAUGUCUGUGAUUAUUUGGACUGGGAGGUGGGUGUACAUGGCAUUAGAAUAGAAUUCAUCAAUGAAAAAGGAUCAAAACGCACCGCCACCUACCUACCGGAGGUUGCAAAGGAGCAAGGAUGGGACCAUAUUCAGACCAUAGACUCCUUACUGAGGAAAGGAGGCUACAAAGCUCCGAUUACUAAUGAAUUCAGGAAAACCAUAAAACUGACCAGGUACCGUAGUGAAAAGAUGACCCUGAGCUAUGCUGAAUACCUUGCUCAUCGCCAGCAUCAUCAUUUCCAAAAUGGCAUUGGGCAUCCCCUUCCGCCAUACAACCAUUAUUCCUGACACUGAGCCACACAACCAGUCACUGGGCCUCUCUGCAGACCUCUUCCCAGGAGACCCUACCCCUUCUUGGUCUAGCUAUCUCUUUUACUGCACCAUUUUAUGAUGAUAGUUUCCGUUGCCAUGAUGAAGCCUGGACAUCAUCAGUUAAGAUCAUCAUGGUAACGGGUAAGAAAAUGGCAUUUGUUAAGAAGAUUCUGUUUUAUUAUUUUAGGUCGUUGAUUUUUUUUUUGCAGCAUAUUAACUUUUGAGGUUUUCUUUCCUCGCAAUAUCAUAUAGAGUUUUGCUUUGCUCUCUAAAUCAGGUUUCUUUCUGUCCUUCUUGCCUUCUCCCUGUCUUGUUUCCUUCCUCUUUUCUGUCUUCUCUUCCCUCCUUUCGACUGUGGAUGGAAGAAAUUGUGCAGUUUUUAAGGAUUUUAUUUAGAGUUUUCUUCAGUAAGAUAGAUAAUUUUUGAUAGCGGAGUUUGGAAGCAAUUCGUAUCAAAUUCAGGUAUUUGCAUAUGACUCUUGAAUUUGUCUAAAAUUCAUUUUGCUAUGAGGGCUUAGUAUGUGGAUCUUCCCUCCUUAGGUGUGUGUUUUUCCCAUGGUUAAAAUAUAUGAACUUUAGUUCUAGUAUAGAACAUUCGAAGGUCCAUGAUAGGGCUUGUCACAGAGAGUGAGAAACCAUUUACGCCUAUUUUACUGGUUAUCAUCGAAGAGAGCCUCAUACUUUAUAGAACCAACUUACAAAUGACAACACUGUUUUAAGAAAGUGCAAGCUACCUUUCAAAUAUGCUACAGAAAUAAUUUUGAAGAGCAGCAAAUAUCAGGAAGAGAGCAGAUACAGAAUUUAGUGCCUUUGAGAAGAAUAUACUUAAAUUGAAUGGAGAAUUCAAGGGGGGGAAAGGCAAUUUAGAGAGAUAUUCUUAUAAAAUUUUAUUGUUUCCAUAUGUGAAACCACAGAUGAGACAAAUUCGUUACACUUAAGUAUUUUUUUAAGGUGAAAAAAAUUUAUUUUGAGCAGUUAACCAAAAAGAGACAUUUGUCUAUGAUAUAUUAAUUUAAUUCGUUAGCUUUAGGUUUCAAGAAAUCAUGAUUGGCCAGAGACAAUUCUAGCUACUAUUUAAAGAAAACAGUAAAGAGAAUCUAGUGAAACAAAAGUUCAUAUAUUGCCAUGAUUUCAGAGUAUGUUUGUCACAGGGACAGUACUGGAGUCUUUCUGCACUCCAUGCUUGUGAUAGAGACACCUUUACUGUGUUGGUAAGAUAUUACAUUAUGUUACGCCUAUAAAAAUGGGAUUUAUAGAUGAUAUAGUUGUCAGAGCGCAGCCCAUUGGCCGGGCUGGUCUUCUGCCCCUGGUGCAUAGAGACCUUCCUACGUGCAGUAGGAAGUCUGUGUGGAUAUCCCCAGGAAAAAUGACAGAUGAUUCUGGAGAAAGAUUACCUGCAUUUUACUAUAAUAAUUGUGUGUGUGUGUGUGUGUGUGUGUAAUUUUUUUUCAAACAGGAAACCAGUAUAUCAAGUGAGGAACAGAAGUAUGGUGCAGAAUAUAUAGUCCAAAACUUCAAGAUGUCACUGGAUAUCAAAAUGACAGAGCUUAGGUGACAAGCGACAGACUGCUAGUUCAGAAAUCAAAAACCCUUUUCUAGUUUGCAAGAGAACUGCCUGAUUCCUUCUGCUUGCCACUGUGGCAAAGCAAACUGCUUUAGUUUUUGAUGAGAGUUUUUAGAAGUCGUUUGGUAUUCCUUCAUCCACAGCCCCCAUUGUUGAAAUAACCAUUUUCAGUUGUGAUGCCUUAACUAACAAGCCAAUUGUUAGCCUGAAAUGCAAUCUCAGUAGCUGGUUCCACUGAGCCUGGAGAUUAGUCAGAGAAAGCUAGCUGCUGGUCUUUCGAAAGGGAUUUUGAAUCCUUUGGUUUCUACUUGGGAGCAUUUUGGAGCAGAUUAGUCUUUCAGUGUAAAACCAAGUGGCUACCUGAUAGAGACUUUUUUCUUGCCCUUAUAGGGAAACUGAGCACAAGCUAAAUGCUAUUGUCUGCUGCAAAAAAAAAAAAAAAAGUAAAUAAAGCAAGCAAACUGAAGAGAGACAAAAAUAGACCAAUAUUGACCCAUCCUAUCCAUCAUCUCAUCAAUUCAACAAGGCUCCUUGUCCUGGGUGAGCUCAUGGUUAGAAGUUGUGUGGUUUUUUUUUUUUUAAAGAAAAGAUCUAUGACAUACAUAUGUGUGUGUGUAUACAUAUCCUUACACAUACAUACACACAUAUGUGUGUUUAUUUAACGGUGCUAAUCAGUCUUGAGCAGGUCACGUGACUGGUCAUGCGGACUCUAAAAUCAUAUCAGAUUUUUUAAAAUUCUUGAUAUAUGCAGAUGUUAUACAGAUUUUUCUUAAACCAGUGUAAUAAUGUUAUACUGAAGAAAUAACCAUCCUGCAGGCUUCAGAGGACGAGGUCAGCAAUAUUUCCCACCAUGGCUUGGGGGGAAAGGAUAGUUUUGUCUCCUUUUGUUUUCAAAUGAAUGCACAGUGCAUUUUUGUCUCUAGCUGUUGACUAAAAAGACUUCGUAGCUUUGUAAAGGUGUCAUACAAACCGUAAUGGUGUGCAUCAAACAAACAAAUGCUAGACCCUUUCACCUCUGUCGGAUAUUACAAAGCUGUCAAAUAUGUGGUUUGAAUUCACUUCGAACAUGUUGAAAUAUGUAGCAUGUGUUUUUAACUCAGACGAAGAUUCUGAUUGCACAGGUUGUUUUAGCCGGUUGUGGUUUAUUUGUUCAGAAACACAAAUGUGAAUUGCACUCUUAUCACCAGAAUAGCAUGUAAGUUCAGUGAUCUUUAAACAGCUCUGAAGUAAUACUUGAACUUCAUUUGAGUAGCACAAAGUUUACACUGCCCCCCCCUUUUAAAUGUUAAUUAGUUCCAUUUCUGGUUUUGUUUGUUUGUUUGUUUUUAAAUGCAAACUGGGUAUUUUUCCUCUUGGAAAACAGUAACGCUUUUUCCUUUCUGGUAUGUAGCAAAAGGUUUCCGUUUCUGGAAGGUUUUUUAGUUCUUAAACAAGGUCAGCCAGGUACCCGACUCUAAAAGAACAGUUGUGCUCCUCCCCCCAGUAAGUGGCCUUCUGAGUGCACGAGAAUGUGUUAUGACCCGCUCCAGCCUCCCCUUCCGCGUGCGAGAGGUUGGUGUAUUUGAUGGAGGAAGUGCAAGGCUUGCUCUCCCCCCCCACCCCCAACCUGUAAAGCAGUUGUAAGAUUUUUCAAUCCAGUUCACACAGUCCCAACGCCCAGCACACCAGAAGUUUGUAUACUGGCCUCUUUUCAUGUCUUCAAAUGUGCAGGAAAUUUGAAACUGUCAUCUGGAAUAGGUUCCAUCUCUUACAUGUGUUAGAUCAAACCAAAGAAGCCCCCAGCCAUGCCCAAAUGCUGCUCUAAAAGCCUGCCUUCCAGUCCUUACAAAAACCUUGCAGGAUUAAAUGUGUUCACUUUUUUUAUUUUUGUACAGUUUCUAAGUGAUUUUUGCUAGUGAUGUUAAAUUGAAUUAAGUUUAUUUGAGUGGUGUGAGCACCUCCUCCAUUGAAAUAAACUGGUGACUUUCCUUUUAUUUUUUAAAAGCGGAAACCCAUUGUGUGCCUCUCGAUUUAAGGGUUUCUGAUUACAUUAUUCUUGAGACCAGCAUCAAUCCUUUAUAUACAAAGAUAUGUUUUCCUUGUUUUUUUAUUACUGUUUCAGAAGAAAAGAAACCUUUUAUUUUGCUCUGGACCCAGUAACCGCGCUGGUACAUAGACGCACUGAGAAAAUAAACUUUUGUAACCGCCUCUGACUGUUUUUGUAUAUCGAAGUCAAUUACUUUUGAAAUAUUUGGAUCUAGUUUCUAAGUUAUUUUAGUGUUUUAUAUGUUCCCCGAAAUUACUUUGAAUCGGUCACCAGCAUACUGAAUUCUCGGUGAUACAGUGGUGAAACUCAUAAUGAGCAACAGCUACCUGGAGUAGCUCUUCCUUUCCUCCUUUCCUAGUCCCCUGGUUUUGGAUUACCAUGAGACAUCACAGAUCACCUGAAACCCCUCCAGCUAUAAACUAGAUCCUCCUUCCCUCCACAUUUAAUUGCUUAAUAGUUUGAAGAAACUAUUGGAAACGGGCAUUUUAUAUGAUAUGUAUAGCUUGAAAAUAUUAAAACUGAGCGAAAGGAAACAUGAGAAGGUUUCUGUGGGUCUGUAAGGUAUGGCUGUGGAAAGAUAUUGUAGUAGUUUUGACACUAUUGUUACUAUCUUUAAAAUCAUUUACCCAAUAAAACGUUAAAACCGA